Chroicocephalus ridibundus (black-headed gull) is the source of this 2450-nucleotide messenger RNA. RefSeq names its product aspartoacylase (gene ASPA). The transcript has 7 exons. The record is from RefSeq and is a predicted model, not a curated record. Lineage: Eukaryota; Metazoa; Chordata; Aves; Charadriiformes; Laridae. Gene Ontology annotation, cellular component: cytosol. Gene Ontology annotation, molecular function: hydrolase activity, acting on ester bonds; hydrolase activity, acting on carbon-nitrogen (but not peptide) bonds, in linear amides. The coding region runs from base 66 to 1112 and encodes 348 amino acids.
GUAAAGUUGGUCUAAGGGUAUAAAAGAAGCCUCCGGGGCUUUAGUUUCUAAACUCAUGUUUGGAAAUGCACUGUAUCUGUCCUAAGAAAGCUCUUCUUAGGAGACGAACUUCUCGCAUGUUAAAUGAGCAAUUCUUAGAGCUGCUGAAAAGCAUGACUUCCUCUUCUGUUGUUGAUAAACCUCCGGUAAGACGGGUUGCUAUCUUCGGGGGAACUCAUGGCAAUGAGUUAUCAGGGGUAUUUUUGGUCAAGUACUGGCAAGAGAAUGGAGCUGAGAUCCAAAGAACAGGAAUGGACGUGAAACCAUUUCUUACCAACCCAAGAGCCGUGAAGAAGUGUACUAGAUACAUUGACUGUGAUCUGAACCGUGUUUUUGACACUGAUAAUCUUGGCAGCACAGUGGUGGAAGAUAUUCCAUAUGAAGUGAGAAGGGCUCAGGAAAUCAAUCAUAUAUUUGGUCCAAAAGGUAGUGAUGAUGCGUAUGACCUUAUUUUUGACCUUCACAACACCACUUCUAACAUGGGUGGUUCCCUUAUUCUUGAAAACUCCAGGGAUGACUUUACAAUUCAAAUGUUUCAUUAUAUCAAGAACGCUUUGGCUCCAGAACGAUGUCCUGUUUUGCUGAUUGAACAUCCUAGUUUGAAAUAUGCAACAACUCGAUCUGUAGCAAAACAUCCUGUUGGUGUGGAGGUGGGUCCCCAGCCACAAGGUGUUGUUAGAGCUGAUAUUUUGGACAAAAUGAGGAAGAUUGUCAAACAUGGCCUUGAUUUUGUGCAACUUUUUAAUGAAGGAAAGGAAUUUCCACCAUGUACAAUUGAGGUUUUUAAAAUAAUGGAGAAAGUAGAUUAUCCCAGGAAUAAGAAUGAUGAAGUUAUUGCUAUUAUUCACCCUAAACUGCAGGAUCAAGACUGGCAGCCACUGAACAAUGGUGAUCCUCUAUUUUUGACUCUUGAUGGAGAAGUAAUUGCAUAUAAAGGGGACUGUACAGUCUAUCCAACAUUUAUUAACGAAGCUGCAUAUUAUGAAAAGAAACAAGCUUUUGUAAAAACAGUAAAAGUGAAACUCACUGCAAAACACAUCAGAUCCUCAGUCUUAGACCAGAACACUUCUUAAAGGCUUAUUAUAGGUUUUCUAUACAAAAGUGGAUUUCUCUUCUGUGAAAUCCAGUAUCAUUCAUGGAAUAAAUUAAUGCAGAAUCUAAUUUUAAAUUGCAAUUUAAUUAACACUGCUGAGCACUUUUAAGAUGACACAUACUGUCAUAAUGCUAGUUAUGACUACUGUUUACUUGUUCUAAUAGAUUACUAUAGAUGCAAAGAAUAAAUAUUAUUUUUAUGAAAUUUGUUAGUUCACACUAUAUAAAAUGAUUAAAUGAUGUACCACAUAUGGGUUAGAGGCUAUAAAAAGUAUAUCCAGCGUCAUAUAGAAAGAUGUUCAUCCACAGAACCAAAUUAUAUAAAAAAUUACAGCAUUUCUACUUUAUAACCCAGACCUCCAAUAACCGUCACUUUUUAAAAUGGGGUGAUCCUUGAAACUAAUUCCUCAGAUAAACAUACAAAAUAUGAAACAAAGGAAAAGCUAGGGAGAGAGAAACAGAGUGAGGAUACAUAUAUAUUAAAAUUCUUUUAUAUUAUCUGCAUACAUGACUAACCCCUACUGCGCUGAAGUGGAAGCCUUAGGGUUUGUUUUGGUUUUAUACUUAGGAAGAUAUAAAAUAAGCUAAAAACAUCUGAUUUCUGAGAAAAAUACACUAAAAUUAAAUAUAAAGCUUUUAAAAUUUAAAAUAUUACAAGAUUAAUUCAAGCUGUUUCUGAUUUAACAUGAAUUUGAAGAUAAAAUGGGUUGAAUUUAGGAAGUAUCUAGUAGUUGGAAACACACUGGAGCAAUAUUCAAAUUCAGGAAAAAGAUGCACUUAUGCCACGGAAACUAGCUUUAUAACUUUCUGGAGGUAUCCACCUACUGCUUAUAGCAUUUUCCAAAUAACAUUUUAAUCAACUGUUGUACCUUAAAAGUUUUCAGUGAAGGAGGCAAGAUCAGGUAAUUACUCAGGUUUUGGUUGAAAAGCAAUGCACAAAUCAUACUUGAGUAUUUCAGAACGGAAAUUAAGAAGAAUUCCAUAUGGGGAGACUUCUCAGAAUUUUAAGACUGACUUGUUCUGAAUUUGUAGAAAGCAAGCCUGUCAUAGUAGCUGAAAAAGAAAAGAAAACAAGGAUUUAAUUAAUUUUCUGAAGUUGUUUUUAACAUAUUUGACAAUAAUUGGGGACAGAGAAAACAUUAAGAACUUUGCAUAAGAGUACAAUAAUUAGCUAUUUACAGAAAGAUUACUUGUCUAGAUAACCCCCAAAUUCUGUCCUUCGAAAAUUGGUAUCUUCCUUAUUUACUACUAAGCCAAAAUCCUUUUUUUCCUUGCUUUGUGUAAUUCCUCUGGCAAUAAAAUAAAAACACAAGACAGAA